Molecule: messenger RNA, 1092 nt
Organism: Saccharomycodes ludwigii
Lineage: Eukaryota; Fungi; Ascomycota; Saccharomycetes; Saccharomycodales; Saccharomycodaceae
Gene: DRE2
Product: electron carrier DRE2
Exons: 1
Coding region: 1-1092 (363 amino acids)
Biological process (GO): iron-sulfur cluster assembly
Cellular component (GO): cytoplasm
Molecular function (GO): iron-sulfur cluster binding
Source: RefSeq, a predicted model, not a curated record
AUGCCUGAUAAUAAUAAUAAUAAUAAUAAUAAUAAUAACACCAUCGAAAAUAUUUUAAUAUUGAUUCAUCCAGGUGUGUCAAACCAGCCCGAAUUACUAACAAACUAUUUAGAAACAAAAGUCAAAAAUAACAGUGAUUGUCGUGGUAUAAACAAAGACCAAUAUUUAAUCAAUUUGAUAAAUGAUGGAACUGUUGUAUUAAAUGAUGAUUAUUAUAAGGAAAUCCAUUAUAUUACUAUGGAGACCGAAGAAGAUAUGCUUUUUCCAUGCGAAAAAUUAAUCCCAGUAUUAUAUAAUAGUCUAACUAGUAAAGAUGAUGGCAAACUAUAUGGUUUACCUGAUAAGUUUAAAUUAUAUGCUUUAAUUAAUGACUUUGAAAUUAUCGAUGACAUUCCUAACGGAAAAUAUUAUUGGCUAAAAAGAUCAAAAAAAAAUAACAAUAAUACCAGAGUCUUAAGCCUUAAAUCUGGUACAGUUUUGUUAAACAAACAUAAGAAGGGGAAUAGUAGUAAUAGUGCUACCACCUUGCCUGUUUUUAAAAGAAAAAACGAUGCUAAAAUUGUUCCUAAUGUAUAUUCAGAGAAUUCGAGCGAUGAAAGCGAGAGUGAGAGCGAAGCUCUAAGCGAAGAUAAAUUAAAAUACUUCGACCAAGGAAUUAGUAAUGAGGAAAGAAGCAAUGAUAGUAGCAGCAAUGACACAAGUAUUAUCGAUGAAGACGAAUUAAUUGAUGAAGAUGAUGAGUCAAAUAUAACUACAGUUACUUGCAAGAAAACUUCGCAAAGAAGACGUAAGGCAUGUAAGGAUUGUACCUGUGGGUUAAAGGAAGCGGAAGAUGAGGAAAUAAAAGGAAUAGAAUUGAAAAGGAAUGAGGUAAUUAAGAGUCCUAGUAUUAAUAAGCCGGAUACCGUUUUUAAACUAAAUAAUGAUGAAUUGACUGAAAUUGAUUUCACUAUAAAGGGCAAGAAGGUUGGAGGAUGCGGUUCAUGUGCCUUAGGUGAUGCAUUCAGGUGUUCUGGUUGCCCAUAUUUAGGUUUACCUGCUUUUAAGCCUGGUCAGCCAAUAAAUCUAGAUAGUAUAUCAGAUGAUUUGUGA